Dermacentor albipictus is the source of this 1307-nucleotide messenger RNA. The record is from RefSeq and is a predicted model, not a curated record. Lineage: Eukaryota; Metazoa; Arthropoda; Arachnida; Ixodida; Ixodidae.
UGGCAGACGAGAUGCCACGCUGUGUUGUUGAGUUAGGAUUUCUUGAAAAACGUGUGGCAUGGGCGCUAAAGAGCAGAUAUUUUCCCAGUAAAGUAGGUGGAAGACCAGCUUGGCUUCACUUGAAAGAUAUUCCUAAUGGCAAACGUCUUACGUGCCGUAACUGCGGUGAGCCAUGCGUUUUGCUGCUGCAAUUGUAUGCUCCGCGCGACGACGUCGAUUCUGCUUUUCACAGAACGCUCUUUGUGUUCGUUUGCGUAACUCCGAACUGUGCAAAUAAGCAUGACGCAGGCAGCUUUAUAGUUUUGCGGUCGCAGCUGGGCAAAGAGAACUCGUUUUACAGCAGCGAACCUCCCGUGGAAUCCCCCGACACUCCGAACAGCCCUUCGGCGGAAGAUUUCUGCAAAAUAUGCGCCGUAUGCGGUGCUUUAGGCGACAAGGCGUGCGCUAAGUGCCAUAGCCGUCACUAUUGUUCCAAGUCCCACCAAGUAUUGGAUUGGAAAGACGGUCACAAGGCACGUUGCAACUCGCAGUGCUUCGAUAGCUGCGAAAGGACUUCGGCGCCACUGUUUCCAGAGUAUGAGCUCGUUACAGAGACAGAAGACGACGUUUGCAUCAACGACGAACACUGCAAAACAGAUGAAGAAAGGCUGGCGGACUACUGUCAAUUUAUGACCAGUCAUCCGGAGUGUGAAAGUGACGGUGCAGAUGUCGCGGACCUGAACAAGAUGGCGGCAACCUGCCAAGAUAAGGUAUUUUGGAAGUUCAAGAAGACCAUUGAGAAAGCACCUGAUCAGGUGUUACGCUACAGUCUGGGUGGUACGCCUCUCCUGGUUGCGAGUAGAGGUGACCCUGGCGACGUGCCUUGUUGUUCGUGCGGUUCACAGAGGCAUUUCGAGUUCCAGGUUUUGCCGCAAUUGCUUAACAGCAUUACGGAGUCAACUAUCGAUAGCCUGGACUGGGGGACAUUAUUAGUCUAUACGUGCAAGGCCUCCUGCGACAGCGAACCAUACCAAGAAGAAUAUUUGUGGAAGCAAAAUUUAUGUGAUGAAUAGUCAUGAGCUUACCUGUGUGCGCCGAAUUUGGAAAAGUGUGAAGGAUGGGAUGUUUUUACGGCGGGCCAAGCUCACCGUUUAACAAAGCAAAAAGAACGCUGACAGCCCGGAGAAGCUUCAAAUGUAUGGACACUGUCACGGGGAUGCGUGCGUUUGCGUGGACGCUAUUGAAGUAUGUAUCACACAAUUCUGCACAUAGUGCAUUUAACCAAUAACUAUCGCUUUGCACAUAAAUAAAAGUGGUCUUGUCAAUAA